Messenger RNA from Astyanax mexicanus (Mexican tetra), 762 nucleotides. It is a transcript of the gene rps5, whose product is annotated as ribosomal protein S5. Gene Ontology annotation, molecular function: mRNA binding; rRNA binding; structural constituent of ribosome. The transcript has 6 exons. The record is from RefSeq and is a predicted model, not a curated record. NCBI's taxonomy places the organism in Eukaryota, Metazoa, Chordata, Actinopteri, Characiformes, Acestrorhamphidae. Gene Ontology annotation, cellular component: cytosolic small ribosomal subunit; ribosome. The coding region runs from base 98 to 709 and encodes 203 amino acids. Gene Ontology annotation, biological process: ribosomal small subunit assembly; translation.
GAACGGAAGCGCGGGCCGAAGCAGACAUGCGCAGUGCGCGCCUAGCGGAGGCCCUUUCCUGUCUGAGCGAGGCGAGCAGAGAGAUCGCGGACACAAAAUGACGGAGUGGGAGACUGCACCAGCUGUGGCUGAGACGCCCGAGAUCAAGCUGUUCGGCAAGUGGAGCACUGAUGACGUUCAGAUCAAUGACAUCUCCCUCCAGGACUACGUUGCUGUAAAGGAGAAGUACGCCAAGUACCUCCCCCACUCCGGAGGGCGCUAUGCCGCCAAGCGCUUCCGUAAAGCCCAGUGCCCCAUCGUGGAGCGCUUGACCAACUCCAUGAUGAUGCACGGACGCAACAACGGCAAGAAGCUGAUGACCGUGCGCAUCGUGAAGCACGCCUUCGAGAUCAUCCACCUGCUGACCGGGGAGAACCCCCUGCAGGUUCUGGUGAACGCAAUCAUCAACAGUGGACCCCGUGAGGACUCCACCCGUAUUGGUCGUGCUGGUACCGUCAGAAGACAGGCUGUGGACGUGUCUCCUCUUCGCAGGGUCAACCAGGCUAUCUGGCUGCUGUGCACUGGCGCGAGAGAGGCCGCCUUCAGGAACAUAAAGACCAUUGCUGAGUGUCUGGCUGAUGAGCUCAUCAACGCUGCAAAGGGUUCGUCAAACUCCUACGCCAUCAAGAAGAAGGACGAGCUGGAGAGAGUGGCCAAGUCCAACCGUUAAACAAACGCCUGUUUCUUUCUACAAAAUGCGAAAAUAAAAGAAUUGAAGAAAUU